Messenger RNA from Pleurotus ostreatus (oyster mushroom), 2151 nucleotides. RefSeq lists its product as uncharacterized. Bases 1 to 2151 code for a protein of 716 amino acids. Gene Ontology annotation, biological process: cell surface receptor signaling pathway; protein phosphorylation. The transcript is spliced from 11 exons. Gene Ontology annotation, molecular function: protein kinase activity; ATP binding; protein binding. The record is from RefSeq and is a predicted model, not a curated record. Lineage: Eukaryota; Fungi; Basidiomycota; Agaricomycetes; Agaricales; Pleurotaceae.
AUGGAAGUUCUCACAGCGGUAACUGUUCCACAAGUCCUCAAGGUCGCCUACGAUGCACUAUUGUUUUCCUGGACUCAGUACGAGAAGGUGGAAGGCAAUCAAACCCAGUGUCGCCUUCUGAUACAACGAUGCCAAGACCUGUUUUUCGAGGUGAACAAACAGCUCAGCGACCUAGGCCUGAUGGGCAAGACAGCACGCAAGCGUGGACUGGCCCCCUACUUGCAGAAUCUCGAAGAGACGUGCAUUACUGUGAAGACGACGAUUGGACGUCUGGCGGACAAAGGGUUCGCUUGGAGACUCUUGAAUCAAGACAAGAUCAAGGAGGAGCUUGCUGCUGCAGAAACCGCAAUCAGCGAUGCGUUGACAAUAUUCAACUUCGGGACGCACUUGAGUGCACAAAACCUCCAAGUUGAAAUAGCUUCAGCGCAGAAAGCUGACCAGGAAGAACUCGUUGCGCGGCUAGAUAGCCUAGCGUACAACGACGAGAAGAUCCUCGCGGCCUUGCAAGAUGAUGCCAGACGUCAACGACAAGGCUUAGAAGAAUUGAUAGUGGCCUUUACCAGACCCACCCAGCACAUCGAAAGAAUCACACAAGCAUCUCCAGCCGUACCAAACGAUCCCGCAGAAGCUUUUCUGCUGAUUGCUUCAUCAGCACUGCAGCGCUUGUCUGGACAGACUGCUUCAGGAAUUCCACAUUGGGCUGUAACGAGUCUUGAGGUCAGAUUUGACCCUGGUGAUCGAGAGAGCUGCAUUGGCCAAGGUACUUUCGGCAACAUCUACAAAGGUGAAUGGAAUGGACAAGUUGUCGCUGUCGAAGAAAUGCACGGCGGUGAUGCUCAGAUGCUUACUGCGGUCUCACUGAAAUAUAUCAGGAACGAAAUCACAAAAUGGUCUCAAAUUGCUCAUCCACACUUGCUUCCGUUUUACGGUGCCUGUUUAGAAUUUGGACGGCCAUUCAUUGUAACUCGUUUCUGCGGAAAUGGAACCAUUCUCGAAUUCCUGCGCUGUAAGCCUGACGCUAAUCGCACCCUCCAUGAGAUCUCCUUGGGGAUGUCAUACCUACACAACCAAGGAGUUAUUCAUGCUAAUCUGAAAGCGGCCAGCGUGUUGGUUGGAGAUGACCAGAAGGCCGUCAUUACUGACUUUGGUCUAUCACGUCUGCAAUAUCAAAUUGCGUCAGUGACGGGGACGACGGGGACGAAGACUGUCUGGACGCCCCACUGGAUGGCGCCUGAGCUACUGGGUGGAGGGCUCCCUGAUAAACCUGCUGAUGUUUAUAGCUUCGCAUUUUUGGCCUGGGAGCUUUACACAGGGCUCGCUCCGUUCGGUUAUCUGCAUAAUGCUGCGUUGGCGCACAGAGUGCUAAACAAGAAAGAGCUUCCACAUCGCCCUGAGUGCAUGGAUGAUGCUACAUGGGACAUGGCCGAGAAAUGCUGGAGAUACGAAGCAAGUCAGAGACCCUCAUUUGCAAGUAUCCAGAGGCGACUGAGGAGGGUCUUGUUGAAAGCAUCAUCUGAGGGACCAGAGAACCCACCCUCGGCACCACUUGAAUACCUCAGUACCACUACCGGCACCGAGCAUCUUCUACGAGUAGAACCUGCAUAUUCCAAGCUUCCUGCAGAUCAUGAAAUACUGUCCGAGGAAUCCCACAAGGAGUUACACAACGGCACAUUAGGAGGAGUAAACCAUCGCAUCUUGCGACCCACAAAGUCCAAGGACCCUGCGAAGUCAACGCGAGAGCCUAGGUGGUUCCCUCCCGCAAACUCGCGUAUGCCUCCUCUUGUAUUAUCAGGCGAACGCUCUGCCUUCAUUGAAUCUGUGAAGACAUCUGCCAAAACUCGGAUGCGGUCUUGGGAGAGGACCUCCAAAGCCUUGAUAGCACCCGUUUACCGGGGUAAAUCGCUCAUUGAUGGUUCUUACUCCUUAGGACUCGGAAGCGCGGGUGCAAGGUCAGAUUGGGGUACUACCUUGCCAGGGAUUGUCCUCCGAGCCAAAGCAAUCUAUCCAUACAUUGCACCUUUGAACUAUCCCAACGAUCUAUCGUUCACCAAAGGAGAAAUCCUUGACAUCCUUGACAUCCCCGACAGCACUGGUAAAUGGUGGCAAGGUCGCAAAGCUGAUGGCAAUGUUGGGAGUACUGGUGCCAUCUGA